Molecule: messenger RNA, 2422 nt
Organism: Metopolophium dirhodum (rose-grain aphid)
Lineage: Eukaryota; Metazoa; Arthropoda; Insecta; Hemiptera; Aphididae
Product: endoplasmic reticulum chaperone BiP
Exons: 5
Coding region: 239-2218 (659 amino acids)
Biological process (GO): cellular response to unfolded protein; endoplasmic reticulum unfolded protein response; protein refolding
Cellular component (GO): cytoplasm; membrane; nucleus
Molecular function (GO): heat shock protein binding; ATP hydrolysis activity; ATP binding
Source: RefSeq, a predicted model, not a curated record
CAAUUCGUCAGUUUUCCGGUGUUUCGUUUCUCAUUCUUGUAGGCUUUGCGUUAGUGUUCGGUUAUUCGUUAUUCCUAUUUCUUAUUAUUACUUCGGUCAGACUACUUGCACUUCGCCAUCGUCAUCAACGACGCGAUUCCGGUUACAGUUCGAUACACAGUUUAACUUUUAUUUUAUUAAACCCCCCGUCGUAAUUCAAUUCGAUUUGCUGUCAUAGUUUUGACUUCCAAACCUGGGCAUGGACCACCGAAAGUCCAUUUGUGCUUUUUGGGCACUGUUAUUCUUAGUCAGCCCUAUUGUGUCUAAAGAGGGAUCAAAAUCCAAAGAUGAACUCGGUACUGUUAUUGGAAUUGAUUUAGGCACAACGUAUUCAUGUGUUGGAGUGUAUAAAAAUGGACGAGUAGAAAUCAUAGCCAAUGACCAAGGUAACAGAAUUACUCCAUCAUAUGUUGCAUUCACCAAAGAAGGAGAACGUCUUAUUGGUGAUGCAGCUAAAAAUCAACUUACUACAAAUCCUGAAAAUACAGUAUUUGAUGCUAAGCGAUUAAUUGGUCGUGAUUGGUCUGAUGUCAAUGUUCAACAUGACGUUAAAUUCUUCCCAUUCAAGGUGGUUGAAAGAAAUACUAAGCCUCACAUUGAAGUUGAAACUAUUGAAGGUACAUCCAAAGUGUUUGCACCUGAAGAAAUUUCUGCUAUGGUAUUAGCAAAGAUGAAAGAAACUGCUGAAGCCUACUUGGGAAAAACUGUAACACAUGCAGUCGUCACUGUACCCGCUUAUUUCAAUGAUGGUCAACGGCAAGCUACUAAAGAUGCAGGAGCUAUUGCUGGUCUUACAGUCAUGAGAAUCAUAAAUGAGCCGACAGCGGCAGCUAUAGCAUAUGGCUUAGAUAAAAGAGAAGGAGAAAAAAAUGUUCUUGUAUUCGAUUUGGGCGGUGGUACCUUUGAUGUAUCAUUGUUGACAAUUGAUAAUGGUGUCUUUGAAGUAGUGUCUACAAAUGGAGAUACUCAUUUGGGUGGAGAAGAUUUUGAUCAAAGAGUAAUGGAUCAUUUCAUUAAGUUGUAUAAGAAGAAGAAGGGUAAGGACAUCAGAAAAGAUAACCGAGCUGUUCAAAAGUUGAGACGUGAAGUCGAAAAGGCCAAACGUGGUCUUUCUGCUAGUCAUCAAGUGCGCAUUGAAAUUGAAAGUUUCUUCGAAGGAGAUGAUUUCUCUGAGACUCUUACUCGUGCCAAAUUUGAAGAACUUAACAUGGAUUUGUUUAGAUCUACCAUGAAACCUGUUCAAAAAGUCAUGGAAGAUGCUGAUAUGAAUAAAAAAGAUAUUGAUGAGAUUGUAUUGGUGGGUGGUAGUACUAGAAUUCCUAAAGUACAACAGCUGGUUAAAGAAUAUUUCAAUGGAAAGGAACCAUCACGUGGUAUUAAUCCAGAUGAAGCUGUAGCUUACGGUGCUGCUGUUCAAGCUGGUGUUUUGUCGGGUGAACAAGAUACAGAUGCAAUCAUUCUUUUGGAUGUAAAUCCCUUAACUAUGGGUAUUGAAACAGUUGGUGGAGUUAUGACUAAAUUGAUUCCACGUAACACAGUUAUACCGACAAAGAAAAGUCAAAUUUUCUCCACUGCUGCUGACAAUCAAAACACUGUAACUAUUCAAGUUUUUGAAGGUGAACGACCAAUGACCAAGGAUAAUCAUCUUCUUGGAAAAUUCGAUCUUACUGGAAUACCACCAGCACCUAGAGGAGUUCCACAAAUUGAAGUUACAUUUGAAAUUGAUGCUAAUGGUAUUCUGCAAGUUAGUGCAGAAGACAAAGGAACUGGUAACAGAGAAAAGAUUGUCAUUACCAAUGAUCAAAAUAGGUUAACUCCAGAUGACAUAGAACGUAUGAUCAAAGAAGCUGAGAAGUUUGCUGAUGAUGACAAAAAAUUGAAGGAACGUGUAGAAUCUAGAAAUGAUCUUGAAUCUUAUGCAUACUCAUUAAAGAAUCAAAUUGGUGAUAAAGAAAAAUUGGGCGGCAAGUUGUCAGAUGCUGAAAAAACGAAAAUGGAAGAAAUUAUUGAUGCUAAGAUUAAAUGGUUAGAUGAAAAUCAAGAUGCUGACCCUGAACAAUACAAAACACAAAAAACCGAAUUGGAGAGUGUUGUCAACCCAAUCAUAUCAAAAUUAUAUGCUAGUACUGGUGGUGUUCCUCCUCCACCAGCUGGAGAUGCUGAAAAAGAUGAACUUUAAAAAUGGAAUAAUUUAUAAAUUUAUUUAUUGUAUAUAAGACUGCUAAGGUUUUACUUCCUUUUGGAUUAUGUAUGUUAAGCAGUUAGGUUAACAAUUAGCUAAUAUAUUUUUUUCUAUGUAUGUAAUUCAUCAUUUUAUAAAUGAUUCGAGUUAUUUGGUUUUUUGUACAAUAAACAUUUAAAAUCCAUUUGAUAACACCGUUAA